CCCCGACUAGUCUUCUUCCUUCUCUACUACUACUCUUCCCUCCGCCGCCGCCGCCGCCGUCGCCGUCAAGCAGCCGCGCGUCUCGUGUGCCGGAUUUGUAUCGGGGUGGUGGUGGAAGUGUGGGGGUCCUGUGGCGUGGGAUCACAGGGCCCUGAAGUGGUGAAGGAUGAGGGUGGCGGAGGGGGAGGAGCGCGCGCUGGGGCCGUCGCCGGAGGAGAGAAAGGAGGAGUUGGCGGCGAUACUGUACCCGAGCAGUGGUGACGAUGUGGGCGAAGAUGAUGGCGAUGAGACCGAUGAUGACACCGGCAGCGGCGGCGAGGGGGGUGCGGGUGUCAGCGGCGGCGAGGGGGGUGCGGCGGCUACGGCGGCGGCUGGCCGCGGUGUCGGUGGCAGCGGCGGGGUGCCGCUGAAGAAGGGGCCGUGGACGCCCGACGAGGACAAGCGGCUGCGGGAGUACGUGGAGGCGCAUGGCGAGGGGAACUGGAACCAGGUCCAGAGGAACGCCGGCCUCAACCGCUGCGGCAAGAGCUGCCGCCUCCGCUGGGCGAACCACCUCAAGCCGGACCUCAAGAAGGGGCCCUUCACCAGUGACGAAGAGCUGCAGAUCAUCGAGCUCCAUCAGCUGAUAGGGAACAAGUGGGCUAAGAUGGCCGCCCUUUUACCAGGCCGUACAGACAAUGAAAUCAAGAACUACUGGAACACCAGACGUAAGAGGCUUGAGAAACUCGGCGAACCUCUCUAUCCAAAAGGCCUUAAUAAAUUUAAGGUAGAAUAUGAAGAGGUGAACUGUCAAAGCCCUGAUGAAUCACGUGGCAAGAAAAGAACAAAUGAGGUUUUACUGGGAAAAGAGGUUUUGUUCGAUAAUUUAGACUACAGUAUAGCAGAAAGUCUUCUUUGUCCAAAUUUUGUAGCUCGAAAUAGUCGUUCUGUUGAUGCCAUGAACCCUGUCAAGUAUCAAGAAUCUUCUGAUAUCAUAGCAUCAGUAGGACCUGAUGACCCUGAGAAGAUGCAUUAUUGCACUGAUUUCAAUUCCGGAAUCUCACAGGAUCAGUCAGUGCAUUUUGGUACUGCCAUUACCUCACAGGAUCAGUCAGCGCAUUUUGGUAGUGCCAUUGCUACUGGGCAUCCAAUAUUAGAUGGCAACUUCUCUACUUCUGGGACCAUGCAGAGGCCCACGAAGAUGGAGCUCCCUUCACUCCAAUAUCACAACUAUGGCUUGAGCAAUAAUGCAUUGCUGUACAGCUGCCCCUUAGGACAUCCUGUUGAACAGGUUGACUCUGUUUUGCAAUCUCCAGCAUCAGGCUCCCUGAGAUCAGAAUCUCUCUCCCCAAAGAACACUGGUUUGCUGGAUGCAUUGGUUCAAGGAGGACAUGGACUAGGGGACCCUACAAAGUCGCAAGGAUCUUUUGAUAUUUGUGCUCCUCAUGUUCAAUUUAAUCAAGUCAUUGAAUCGAAUCUAUUCUUUAUGAGUUCUGCUCCAGUCACUGGUGAUGAUCUUCCAGGGAACAGUAUGGAUGUUUUUGUUGGCAGCCAAUAUAAUACAAGCAAUCUAUUUCUUGAUAGUCCUCCACCCUUGGUGGAUUCCAUUUCCUGGAGGCCUGAUGCAUUACUAGAAAUGUUGCACUCAGAUGAACAACUCGCCAAAGAUAUGCCUGGUGCUUUCCUUCAUAGGGGUCCUUUUGAUGAAGUCAAUCUAUCUGCUGCAGGUCAAGGCUACGAAAACGACCUUGAUUACCAGAAUAGAAUGCCCGGUUUCGGUGACUUCCGUGAUUUUCCAAGUCUAUGACAUGAACAGAGUUUGCUCGUGCCAGGGAUUUUGCUCUCAACGUGCGAUGGAGCCAAGAACAUUUCUUUUUGCAACAAUAAUGUCUUUCUAGGUCGUCUAAUAAGUUUCUGUCUGAAAAACCACGUUUUCAUAUGCUGUUACUUUUUUACCUUUACCCUGGAGGUGUGUCCUAUUUGCUUGGCUCCCCAAGAAACUGUAUUCCUUGAACUAGAAUGUUACCGUUGUUUGUGUAGGCAACUUAUUCCAUUAAUUAAUAUUACAUUGUUAAUUGGAACUAU
Messenger RNA from Oryza brachyantha (malo sina), 2064 nucleotides. RefSeq names its product transcription factor GAMYB-like. The record is from RefSeq and is a predicted model, not a curated record. Lineage: Eukaryota; Viridiplantae; Streptophyta; Magnoliopsida; Poales; Poaceae. Bases 167 to 1786 code for a protein of 539 amino acids. The transcript is spliced from 4 exons.